Messenger RNA from Microcebus murinus (gray mouse lemur), 3302 nucleotides. It is a transcript of the gene SYN1, whose product is annotated as synapsin I. NCBI's taxonomy places the organism in Eukaryota, Metazoa, Chordata, Mammalia, Primates, Cheirogaleidae. Gene Ontology annotation, cellular component: synaptic vesicle membrane; synaptic vesicle. Gene Ontology annotation, biological process: neurotransmitter secretion. The record is from RefSeq and is a predicted model, not a curated record. Gene Ontology annotation, molecular function: ATP binding.
CGCCACCGCCGGCCCGACCGGACUGCACCACGCGAGGCGCGAGAUAGGGGGGUACGGGCGCGACCAUCCGCUCUGCGGCGGCGGCGACCAAGCGCUGCCUCAGUCUGCGGCGGGCAGCGGAGGAGUCGCGUCGUGCCUGAGAGCGCGGCUGUGCUCCUGGGCCCCGCGCGGUCCGCCCCCGCGGCUCUGGCCAGAGUGUCCCUAGGAUCCCUGCCCCAAGCCGCAGCCAUGAACUACCUGCGGCGCCGCCUGUCAGACAGCAACUUUAUGGCCAAUCUGCCGAAUGGGUACAUGACAGACCUGCAGCGCCCGCAGCCGCCCCCGCCGCCGCCCGCUGGCCCCAGUCCCGGAGCCACGCCUGGUCCUGUGACCGGCACUGCCGAGAGGUCCUCUGCGACUGCCCCCGUGGCCUCUCCAGCUGCCCCUAGCCCCGGGUCCUCAGGGGGCGGUGGCUUCUUCUCGUCGCUGUCCAACGCGGUCAAGCAGACGACGGCGGCCGCGGCCGCCACCUUCAGCGAGCAGGUGGGCGGCGGCUCUGGGGGCGCAGGCCGCGGGGGCGCCGCCGCCAGGGUGCUGCUGGUCAUCGACGAACCGCACACCGACUGGGCAAAAUACUUCAAAGGGAAAAAGAUCCAUGGAGAAAUUGACAUUAAAGUAGAACAAGCUGAAUUCUCUGAUCUCAACCUCGUGGCUCACGCCAAUGGUGGCUUCUCUGUGGACAUGGAAGUUCUUCGGAAUGGGGUGAAGGUCGUGCGGUCUCUGAAGCCAGACUUCGUGCUGAUCCGCCAGCACGCCUUCAGCAUGGCGCGCAAUGGAGACUACCGCAGUUUGGUCAUCGGGCUGCAAUAUGCUGGAAUCCCCAGUGUUAACUCCUUACAUUCUGUCUACAACUUCUGUGACAAGCCCUGGGUGUUUGCCCAGAUGGUUCGACUGCACAAGAAGCUGGGGACAGAGGAAUUCCCUCUAAUCGAUCAGACCUUCUACCCCAAUCACAAAGAAAUGCUCAGCAGCACAACGUACCCUGUGGUUGUGAAGAUGGGGCACGCACACUCUGGGAUGGGCAAGGUCAAAGUGGACAACCAGCAUGACUUCCAGGACAUUGCAAGUGUUGUGGCACUGACCAAGACCUAUGCCACUGCCGAGCCCUUCAUUGAUGCCAAAUAUGAUGUACGUGUCCAGAAGAUUGGGCAGAACUACAAGGCCUACAUGAGGACGUCAGUGUCAGGGAACUGGAAGACCAAUACUGGCUCUGCGAUGCUUGAGCAGAUCGCCAUGUCUGACAGGUACAAGCUGUGGGUGGAUACGUGCUCGGAGAUUUUUGGGGGACUGGAUAUCUGUGCAGUGGAAGCACUACAUGGCAAGGAUGGAAGGGAUCACAUUAUUGAGGUGGUGGGCUCCUCUAUGCCACUCAUCGGUGACCACCAGGACGAAGACAAGCAGCUCAUCGUAGAGCUUGUGGUCAACAAGAUGGCUCAGGCCCUGCCCCGGCAGCGACAGCGGGAUGCCUCCCCUGGCAGGGGCUCCCACAGCCAGACUCCGUCCCCAGGGGCCCUGCCCUUGGGCCGCCAGACCUCCCAGCAGCCCUCUGGGCCCCCGGCUCAGCAACGACCCCCUCCACAGGGCGGCCCUCCACAGCCGGGCCCAGGCCCCCAGCGCCAGGGACCCCCAUUGCAGCAGCGUCCGCCCCCGCAGGGCCAGCAGCACCUUUCAGGCCUUGGGCCCCCAGCUGGCAGCCCCCUGCCCCAGCGCCUACCAAGUCCCACAUCAACGCCCCAGCAGCCAGUGUCCCAGGCCCAAGGUCAAAGCCGCCAAUCCCGGCCGGUGGCAGGAGGCCCCGGGGCGCCUCCAGCAGCCCGCCCACCCGCCUCUGUGUCUCCCCAGCGCCAGGCGGGCCCCCCACAGGCUACCCGCCAGACAUCUGUCUCUGGUCCAGCUCUGCCAAAGGCCUCUGGGGCCCAACCGGGUGGGCAGCAGCGCCAGGGCCCGCCCCAGAAACCCCCUGGCCCCACUGGCCCCACACGCCAGGCCAGCCAGGGGGGUCCCAUGCCCCGCACUGGGCCACCCACCACGCAGCAGCCUCGGCCCAGCGGCCCGGGCCCUGCCGGACGUCCUGCCAAGCCACAGCUGGCCCAGAAACCCAGCCAGGACGUGCUGCCACCCGCCACCGCUGCUGCCGGGGGACCCCCGCAUCCCCAGCUCAACAAAUCCCAGUCUCUGACCAAUGCCUUCAACCUUCCAGAGCCAGCCCCGCCCAGGCCCAGCCUUAGCCAGGACGAGGUGAAAGCUGAGACCAUCCGCAGCCUGAGGAAGUCUUUCGCCAGCCUCUUCUCCGACUGACACCCCACCCUGAGAACCCCCAAAUCCCUGGGCAACCCCUCUCUGGGCCCUGAAUCCACUUCUCACUUUUGGAAUCUCCAGAUCCCUUGAGAACCCCUCUACUGGUUCUCUAAGAUCCCACUUCUCAUUCCUCAAGAGCCCCAAGUCCCUUGAGAAACCUCACUCCUGGUCCUAAAUCCAAUUCUCACAUUUGGAAUGCUCAAGUCCUUUUAGAACCCCACUCCUGGUCACCUCGAGAUCUACUUCUCAGUUUUAGAACCUCUAAAUUCCUGGAGACCUCUGCUCCUGGUCCCCUCAGAGGGUGCUUUCCUUCCUGGAAGUGCCCAAAUACCAGGCAACCCAUUUGUGGCCCCUAAUACCACUGAAUCCCCUCCUGGAACCCUGAAGUUCCUGGAAAAUCCUGUUGCUGAAUCUCUCCAGCACACCUUGGUCUCCACGAAAAUUUUCCAAAUCCUCAAGAAAUUCCUACCUUUGAGCCCCUUCACAGGGAUCUCCCACUCUCUGGAGAUCCACAACUCAAAUGCCACCCACCACCGCAAGGAUUUCCCUUCACCCACUCCUCUCAAGCCUAUUCAAUACUUGGGAGCUCUUCCCACUUCCAGGACCCCUUGGUUUCCCCAGGGACCCCCUCGCCAGUUUCCUGCCUCUGACAGCUGUCUUUAAAUAUGCAAACUCCAAACAUCCUCCCAGAAUCCUUUGCACAUGGAAGGCCAGUGGUCUCCCACUUCCCACCUUUUGCUGUGAUGUCUGUGUCUGUGACUGACGUGGCCUCCUCUUGUGCCGUGCUUGGCAUAUGUGGUCCUCGUUCAUCGUGCCGCCUGUGGUGAUGCGUGCAGUGACGCUGUUUGUGUGGUCCACACCUCCCCCUGACCUCCACUCCUUGCCUGGAUUCACCCCUACCCCUCAGCGGCUCUGAACCCCAAGAGAAGAGUCGGGAAACAAAAUAAACAAGCAAAGGCCCAGCA